This is a messenger RNA of Knipowitschia caucasica, 1791 nucleotides long. Lineage: Eukaryota; Metazoa; Chordata; Actinopteri; Gobiiformes; Gobiidae. The record is from the annotation of a GenBank genome assembly.
AUGGGAGGGGAGGGGGGAGUGGUUUGGUGGAGAGGGAGGGGGGAGUGGUUUGGUGGAGAGGGAGGGGGGAGUGGUUUGGUGGAGAGGGGAGGGGGGAGUGGUUUGGUGGAGAGGGGAGGGGGGAGUGGUUUGGUGGAGAGGGGGAGGGGGAGUGGUUUGGGGAGAGGGGAGGGGGGAGUGGUUUGGUGGAGAGGGGGGGGGAGUGGUUUGGUGGAGAGGGGGGGGGAGUGGUUUGGUGGAGAGGGGAGGGGAGGGGGGAGUGGUUUGGUGGAGAGGGAGGGGGAGUGGUUUGGUGGAGAGGGGAGGGGGGAGUGGUUUGGUGGAGAGGGGAGGGGGGAGUGGGUUUGGUGGAGAGGGGAGGGGGGAGGUGUUGGUGGUGGAGAGGGGGAGGGGGGAGUGGUUUGGUGGAGAGGGAGGGGGGAGUGGUUUGGUGGAGAGGGGAGGGGGGAGUGGUUUGGUGGAGGGGGGGAGGGGGAGUGGUUGGUGGGAGGGGGGGGGAGUGGUUUGGUGGAGAGGGGGGGAGGGGGGAGUUGGUUUGGUGGAGAGGGAGGGGGAGUGGUUGGUUGGUGGAGAGGGGAGGUGGGUGGUUUGGUGGAGAGGGGAGGGGGGGAGGGGGAGUUGGUGGAGAGGGGAGGGGGGGGGUGGUGGUUUGGUGUGGAGAGGGGGUGGGGGUGGGGGGGAGUGGUUUGGUGGAGAGGGGGGGGGGAGUGGUUUGGUGGAGAGGGGAGGGGGGGGAGUGGUUUGGUGGAGAGGGGGGGGGGGUGUGUUUGGUGGAGAGGGGGGGGGGGGGAGUGGGGGAGGGGGGAGUGGUUUGGUGGGGAGGGAGGGGGGAGUGGUUUGGUGGAGAGGGAGGGGGGAGUGGUUUGGUGGAGAGGGGAGGGGGGAGUGGUUUGGUGGAGAGGGGAGGGGGAGUGGUUUGGUGGAGGGGGGGGGGGGGUUUGGUGGGAGAGGGAGGGGGGGGGAGAGGGGGGGGGGAGUGGUUUGGUGGGAGGGGAGGGGGGAGUGGUUUGGGGAGAGGGGAGGGGGGAGUGGUUUGGUGUGGUUUGGUGGAGGGGAGGGGGGAGUGGUUUGGAGAGGGGGGGGGGGGAGUGGGUGGUGGUGGAGAGGGGAGGGGGGGGAGUGGUUUGGUGGAGAGGGGAGGGGGGAGUGGUUUGGUGGAGAGGGGAGGGGGGAGUGGUUUGGUGGAGAGGGGAGGGGGGAGUGGUUUGGUGGAGAGGGGAGGGGGGAGGUGUUUGGUGGAGAGGGGAGGGGGGAGUGGUUUGGUGGAGAGGGAGGGGGGAGUGGUUUGGUGGAGAGGGGGGGGGGAGUGGUUUGGUGGAGAGGGGAGGGGGGAGUGGUUUGGUGGAGAGGGGGGGGGAGUGGUUUGGUGGAGAGGGAGGGGGGGGGGAGUGGUUUGGUGGAGAGGGAGGGGAGGGGGAGUGGUUUGGUGGAGAGGGGAGGGGAGAGUGGUUUGGUGGAGAGGGGAGGGGAGGGGGGGAGUGGUUUGGUGGAGAGGGGAGGGGUGGGGGGAGUGGUUUGGUGGAGAGGGGGGGGGGAGUGGUUUGGUGGAGAGGGGGGGGGAGUGGUUUGGUGGAGAGGGGGGGGGAGUGGUUUGGUGGAGAGGGAGGGGAGGGGGGAGUGGUUUGGUGGAGAGGCAAGGGGAGGGGGGAGUGGUUUGGUGGAGAGGGAGGGGAGGGGGGAGUGGUUUGGUGGAGAGGCAAGGGGAGGGGGGAGUGGUUUGGUGGAGAGGCAAGGGGAGGGGGGAGUGGUUUGGUGGAGGGGGGAGUGGUUUCCAGUUGGUGCUACGGCUAA